GCGUAAAAUUGAAAGAAAAGUAAAAAUUAAACCUAACCUAAAAAAUUUAGCGGAUGGCAUAUUUGUAAAAAAAAAAUGACAUAGCAUGAAAUUGAUGGCUAUCAUGUCAAAAACAACAAAAACAAGAAUGGGCCAUUAAAAACUUUUAUUUAUUUUGAUUUUUAAUAAUGAUUUUAUUGCCCGAGAGGUUUUAUAAAAAUUUCACUUUAUUUAAUAUUUUGCGUUGUUUCAAUAAGUGAACAAACAAGUGAAUUUUUGUUUCUUUAUACUAAAAGUUGCAAAUAUGAAAUAAAUUUAAAAGAAAAAAAAUAAAAAAUCAAAAAAAAAAAAAUAGAAAACAUAAAACGAAUUAUUGUGCUAAAUCCUACAUAGGAGGACCUUUGUCUUAAGUUUGGUUGGUUGAUUUCAAGUUUUAAUUCGAGAUAAACCGAUAGAAACUAUAAAAUAAAAUAUGAUAAUUACAGUAAAAAAUCUUCAACAACAAACUUUUACAAUUGAGUUUGAUCCACAAAAAACGGUCAAACAACUAAAAGAGCAAAUUCAUUCUGAGCGAGGAAGUGAUUAUCCUGUUGAUAAUCAAAAAUUAAUUUAUGCAGGUAUGAUAUUACUUGAUGAAAGAACUGUUGAUUCAUAUAAAAUUGAUGAAAAAAAAUUUGUUGUUGUUAUGGUUAAACAACCAUUUAAAACAUCAACUGACAACACAACUAGUACAACUUGUGCAACAAAUGAAAAAAAUAAAGAUGAAAAAAUAAACAUUACAAAUAUACAACAACAAACAGGAAUUGCAGCUUCAACAACUUCAUCAUCAUCAUCAACUACAAUAACAAUUUUAGAAUCAAAUAAAAAUAAUAGUAAAAAUGAAAAUACAGAAAAAACGACUGAAAGUGGAAACUCCAAUCAGGGAACAGUAGUGAAAGCAUCAGAAACAACAUUAUCAGUAAUAGCAACUGAUAAUUCUGGUACAGCAGCUGCUGCAACAGGUACGACUACAUCAUCUUCUUCGACAACAACUAAUACAAAUAGUGGAGCAAUAGCAACAAGAUUAGCUGCUGAAAGUGCAUUACUUAUGGGUGAAGAAUAUAAUAAUAUGGUUUCAUCAAUAAUGGAAAUGGGUUAUUGUCGGGAAUUAGUUGAACAGGCAUUACGUGCUAGUUUUAAUAAUCCUGAUCGUGCUGUAGAAUAUUUAAUAAGUGGUAUACCAGAAGGUACAUUUGCAGAUAGUGAAUUAGAUGUAAAUUCAAGUAGACAAAGUAGUGGUGGUGGAAGUGGAGGUGGUGGUGGCGUAGGUGACGGUGGCGGCGGGAGUGAUAGUAACAAUACAUCAAGCAUUGAUAGACGUGCAGGUGAUGGAACAGACGAUCCAUUAGGAUUUUUAAGAAAUCAACCACAGUUUCAGCAAAUGCGAACACUUAUACAACAAAAUCCAGAAUUUUUAAAUGCUGUUUUGCAACAGAUUGGUCAAACUAAUCCAGCCUUAUUACAAUUAAUAUCUGAAAAUCAAGAAUCAUUUCUUAAUAUGUUAAAUGAAGCCCAAGAUGAUUUACCACAAGGAAACGAAACUGAAGCUGCUGCAGCUGCUUCAGCAUUGGGUUUAGCUUCAGGCGGUGGUAUAGGUGGAACUGGUAGUGGUGAUCAUCACCAAAGCUCACUAAGUAGUAGUGGUGGUGGUAACGGUAGUGAACAUAAUCGUUCAACUGGUGCAAGUGGUGACGGUGAACAAAUAACAACCGCUAUUGAAAUAACAGCACAAGAUCGGGAAGCAAUAGAAAGACUUAAAGCUCUUGGUUUUGAAGAACACUUAGUAUUGCAAGCAUAUUUUGCCUGCGAUAAAAAUGAAAAUUUAGCAGCAAAUUUCCUUUUAUCUUCUGAUUUUGAUGAUUAAGGGGGAAAUGGGAGGAAGAAUUAAAAAUUUAAAAAUUUAUAAAAUCUUAAAAGAAACAAAAAACAAUAAAUUUGAAAAGAAUAUAAAAAAUUACAAAUAAAAACAAAAAAUAACCUAUAACAGAAUGUAAACAAAAAAUAGAAUAUUUAUGUACAUGAGUAUGUAUCUA
Condylostylus longicornis is the source of this 2051-nucleotide messenger RNA. RefSeq names its product UV excision repair protein RAD23 homolog B (gene Rad23). Lineage: Eukaryota; Metazoa; Arthropoda; Insecta; Diptera; Dolichopodidae. Bases 452 to 1882 code for a protein of 476 amino acids. Gene Ontology annotation, molecular function: ubiquitin binding; polyubiquitin modification-dependent protein binding; proteasome binding. Gene Ontology annotation, cellular component: cytosol; nucleoplasm. The transcript is spliced from 7 exons. Gene Ontology annotation, biological process: proteasome-mediated ubiquitin-dependent protein catabolic process; nucleotide-excision repair. The record is from RefSeq and is a predicted model, not a curated record.